Messenger RNA from Trematomus bernacchii (emerald rockcod), 1666 nucleotides. RefSeq names its product caspase-1-like. NCBI's taxonomy places the organism in Eukaryota, Metazoa, Chordata, Actinopteri, Perciformes, Nototheniidae. Gene Ontology annotation, molecular function: cysteine-type endopeptidase activity. The record is from RefSeq and is a predicted model, not a curated record. Gene Ontology annotation, biological process: proteolysis; regulation of apoptotic process. The transcript is spliced from 8 exons. The coding region runs from base 110 to 1258 and encodes 382 amino acids.
CCAGUUUACGCACCCGUACCUGUACACAUGCUGUGGAACCUGUGGAGCGCGUAACGUCUAACUUGCCUUCUUCGAUUGAAACAACUGUGUGUUACGACAAUUUUGAGUAAUGGCAGAUGAGCUGAAGAGGAUUAGGGUUACGUUUGUGGACAGCGCGAACAGAGAACUGAUCAAGGAGCUCCUGGACGGCCUUUUAGAGGAUGGUGUCUUGAAUGAUGGCCAGAAGGACUCAAUUCUUGAGGAGAAUCCUAGCACAAAAGACAAGGCACGGGCUCUCAUUGACACAGUUAAGAAGAAAGGAGAUGCAGCCAGCAACAAGAUGAUCGCUCUCCUUCUAAGCAAAGAUCCAACACUUCAUGCUGCACUGGGUCUUUCCUCUGAGAAACCUGCUCAGCCAGCUGCAGCUCCAGAGCCACAGCUGGGGCAGGACGGUUCAGGCACUCUGAUUCAUUCCACCAAGGACUUCUGGAAAGGGAAACAGGGUCGAAGAGAUACUUACCCUGCGGACAAAGAAUCCAUGAGGCAUCGUGUGGCCCUGUUAAUCACCAACAUAAAGUUUACUGAUACGAGGUUUGACAGAGCGGGAGCUGAUAGGGACGAGAAGAACAUGCUCAAACUGCUCGAUACAUUGGGAUACGAAGUGGUGACACACAGAAACCUCACGGGAAAGGAAAUUGAUGCUGCUGUGAUUGAGUUCUCCAAACAUGAGAAACUGAAAAAGACCGACAGUGUGGUGGUGGUGAUCAUGUCUCAUGGGAAACGGGGAGCUGUCCUCGGUGUUGACUGGAAAGAAGACAAACCUGAUGAGUUUUCCAUCGACAACAUUUACCUUCACUUGGAUUCGAAGGGAUGUCCCGCGCUGCUGGACAAACCCAAGAUCAUCCUCAUCCAGGCCUGCAGAGGAGUCAAGGAAGGAUCAGUGGAGGUUGAAGACGGUUUGUCCUGUGAUGAUGCCUCACUCUAUGCUGGCCAUGAAGACUUUGAGGAGGAUGGUUUCCGAAUUGUAAACAAAGAGAAAGAUUUCCUUGCUCUUCUGUCCAGCACCCCUGAUACUCCCUCAUACAGAAAUCCACAGCUUGGGUCUCGUCUCAUCCGUUCUUUUGUGGCGGUAGUGAACACCUCUGCAGACGUGGAUCACAUUGAAGAACUAUGCAGAAAAGUCCAGCAACGCUUCGUGGACUUGGAGAUCACAAAACAGAUGCCGACCAAAGACAGGGGCACUCUGAUAAAGCACUUCUACUUCUUUCCAGGCAUCUGAGGUGGAUUUACUGUUGUGUCCCUGUUGUGCCUGGUAGCCAUGGCAACUGAAGAGACCUUCUUUUACUCUUGGUGUUUGACUCUUCUAAAGUAGGGGUGGUGGGCCUUUUACAUGUCUGUGUCCGGGGGCCUUUUGUCUAAUAGUUCAUAUUUGAUGAAUCCUUUAUCAAUAUCAUCAUUUAUAUGUUUAUAUAAUUGGUUGUGUGAAAGCCUUUUAAAGAAUGGCACACAAGUGGUGGCAUUUAUUGACCAUCAGGGACUAUUUUAGGGAUUAGGGUGCGUCAUUAAUGUCACUUAGCCUUUUUUGGAACGUAUGUGUAAUAUUCAUACGGAAUGGGUCUUUACUUUUUAUGGUUUGUAUUCAUUUUGUCCAUGUUUUAAAAUACAAAUAAACUUGACUAUCUCUAAA